Messenger RNA from Pristis pectinata (smalltooth sawfish), 1224 nucleotides. RefSeq names its product transmembrane emp24 domain-containing protein 1-like. The coding region runs from base 22 to 723 and encodes 233 amino acids. The transcript is spliced from 4 exons. The record is from RefSeq and is a predicted model, not a curated record. Gene Ontology annotation, biological process: intracellular protein transport; endoplasmic reticulum to Golgi vesicle-mediated transport; Golgi organization. NCBI's taxonomy places the organism in Eukaryota, Metazoa, Chordata, Chondrichthyes, Rhinopristiformes, Pristidae. Gene Ontology annotation, cellular component: endoplasmic reticulum-Golgi intermediate compartment; COPII-coated ER to Golgi transport vesicle; endoplasmic reticulum.
UGUGGAAGUUGGAGCUGGGACAUGGGGCUGGGGGCCGAGGGGCUGCGGGGGCUGAGGCUGGGGCUGGGGGCCGGCGGGCCGCUGCUGUUGCUCACACUGCUCGUCCACUGCUCCGGGAUCGCCGCGAUGUUCAGCCAGCCCUCGGACUCGGAGUUCACCUUCGUGCUUCCGCCCGGCAGGGAGGAGUGCUUCUACCAGAGCGCCGAGCACAACAGCAGCAUGGAGCUCGAGUAUCAGGUGAUUGGAGGAGCAGGCCUGGACGUCGAUUUCACUGUGUAUGGUCCAAAUGGUGAAAACCUGAUCACUGAAUCCAGGAAGUCUGACGGUGUUCAUACGAUUGAACCUACAAUGAAAGGGGAUUAUAAAAUCUGCUUUGAUAAUUCCUUCAGCACCAUUUCUGAGAAGCUCAUCUUCUUUGAGGUAAUUUUUGACGAUGCUCAGGAAGACUGGUCAGAGAUCGUAGAACCCGAGGAGCUGCUGGAUAUUAAGAUCGAUGAUAUCAAGGAGGCGAUUGGGAGCAUGAACAACAAGCUGGGCAAGAGCAUGCAGAUCCAGGCUACUCUCCGAGCCUUUGAGGCACGUGAUCGCAACCUGCAGGAGGGCAAUUUGGGGCGAGUGAAUUUUUGGUCUGCUGUCAACCUGGGGGUGAUGUUGGUGGUGUCAUUUGUCCAGGUCUACAUGUUGAAAAGUCUCUUUGAUGAUCGGAGAAAAGUCCAAACUUAAGAAACUGUAAGUUGAAGCAGAGGUGUGAACUGGCAUGGCUGAUUAGAUGCAGGCUACUCCCUUGGUUUGGGGUAUGUGUGGGGCAUGCUGGAUUUUUGGGGUUUGUUGGGAUAUAGGAUGAUGGUGCAAUUGGUGCAAAUUGUACUUACAUGGCUGUACAAGGACACUUUACAGAAUACUGAGAAUGUUAAGUAUGUACAUUGAAAUCUGUAUGUUUACUGUUAAUAAACUGGGGAAGAGGUUCUGGAAGUCAGGAAGUUCAUCCUAUUUGAAGUGUAGAGUAUCAUUAAAUAAAGAGUUAAUUUGAUUGAAGAAAUAUAAUAGAUGGAUUGAAUGAGAUUUUUAUUUAUCAGCUUGGAGGAUUUGGUUGGGUUGGGUGAGGGAGGAUGGUGAGGCAGGGGUUUAGAGGAAGGAGAUGAAUUGAUAGGGAAGGCAAUGACAUAUUUAAAAGCCAGUACAGUUAAAAUGUUGUAAUGGGAAUUGGCCAAGCAUGUGGCCAGU